Messenger RNA from Asterias rubens (European starfish), 1941 nucleotides. Its product is annotated as cell wall protein DAN4-like. Bases 1 to 1941 code for a protein of 646 amino acids. The record is from RefSeq and is a predicted model, not a curated record. NCBI's taxonomy places the organism in Eukaryota, Metazoa, Echinodermata, Asteroidea, Forcipulatida, Asteriidae. The transcript has a single exon.
AUGGAUGAGGACUGUAAGUCUUUCAACUUCUAUGAAUGUAAGAAACUCUGUGAGCUGAAUAAUGCAUCAAGAGCUGAGCAUCCUCGAGACUUUCUUGAAGAUCAAGGGAGUGUACACUUUGAUGCAGAUGAGGACACACCCAUCUUCUCAGUGGCUAAAAACUCUCUCACUCUCUUCAAAAGUUGUAAAGAACUUUUGGUUCAGCCAAGCACCCGACCAUUAUCUACUGAGCCAACAACUCAACCCUCAUCCACUGAGCCAACAACUCGACCCUUAUCCACUGAACCAACAACUCAACCCUUAUCCACUGAACCAACAACUCACCCCUCAUCCAAUGUGCAAACAACUCAACCCUCAUCAACUGAGCCAAAAACUCUACCCUCAUCCACUGAGCCAACAACUCAACCCUCAACCACUGAGCCAACAACUCAACCCUCAUCCACUGAGCCAACAACUCAACCCUCAUCCACUGAGCCAACAACUAACCCCUCAUCCACUGAACCAACAACUCAACCCUUAUCCACUGAACCAACAAUUCACCCCUCAUCCAGUGAGCCAACAACUCAACCCUCAUCCAGUGAGCCAACAACUCAACCCUCAUCCACUGAGCCAACAACUCAACCCUCAUCCACUAAGCCAACAACUCAACCCUCAUCCACUGAGCCAACAACUCAACCCUCAUCCACUGAGCCAACAACUCAACCCUCAACCCCUGAGCCAACAACUCAACCCUCAUCCACUGAGCCAACAACUCAACCCUCAUCCACUGAGCCAACAACUCAACCCACAUCCAGUGAGCCAACAACUCAACCCUCAUCCACUGAGCCAACAACUCAACCCUCAUCCACUGAGCCAACAACUCAACCCACAUCCACUGAGCCAACAACUCAACCCACAUCCAGUGAGCCAACAACUCAACCCUCAUCCACUGAGCCAACAACUCAACCCUCAACCACUGAGCCAACAACUCAACCCUCAUCCACUGAGCCAAUAACUCAACCCUCAUCCACUGAGCCAACAAUUCAACCCACAUCCACUGAGCCAACAACUCAACCCUCAUCCACUGAGCCAACAACUCAACCCUCAUCCACUGAGCCAACAACUCGACCCUCAUCCACUGAGCCAACAACUCGACCCUCAUCCACUGAGCCAACAACUCAACCCUCAUCCACUGAGCCAACAACUCAACCCUCAUCCACUGAGCCAACAACUCAACCCUCAUCCACUGAGCCAACAACUCAACCCUCAUCCACUGAGCCAACAACUCAUCAAUUGACCAGUGAUCCAACAACUCACUUCUUUUCAACUCAGAGCCCCCUGCCUAAAUUCAGCAGCUGUCAGGAGUUUCGAGAUGCUGGUUAUAGCAAGAGUAAUGUAUACACAAUCUACCCAAGUGGACCCAGUGGUAUGAAGGUGUACUGUGACAUGGAGACUGAUGGUAGGGGAUUGAUUGUAUUUCAGAGGCGAAUUGAUGGCAGUGUAGACUUUUAUCGCAACUGGACAGAAUACCAGACUGGCUUCGGUGACCUAUCAGGAGAAUUCUGGCUUGGCAAUGAUAACUUAGUGGAACUUACCUCAGCAGGUUAUACCAAUCUACGAGUAGAUCUUACAACAUGGACAGGUGAAGAAGGACAUGCAGAGUAUAGUGGAGUUCGCAUUACUGGUAUUGAAUAUAUAUUCAGUUAUGACAAUUUCAUAGGUGGCAAUGCAGAUGACUCUCUAAAUGACAACAAGAAUAAUCCAUUUCAAACAAAGGACGACAACGAUAAUGGCGAGAAUUGUGCAGAACAAACUCAUGGAGCCUGGUGGUUCAAAGACUGCACAGUCAAGUCUCACCUAAAUGGUGAAUAUGAGCAAAACCCUGUUGGCAGACGAGGCAUUGUAUGGUACAAAUGGAAUCAACCCAUCAAAGUAUGCUGUAUGAAACUACGUAAACCUUAA